Abrus precatorius (Indian licorice) is the source of this 855-nucleotide messenger RNA. RefSeq lists its product as uncharacterized. The record is from RefSeq and is a predicted model, not a curated record. Lineage: Eukaryota; Viridiplantae; Streptophyta; Magnoliopsida; Fabales; Fabaceae. Gene Ontology annotation, molecular function: nucleic acid binding; zinc ion binding. The coding region runs from base 1 to 855 and encodes 284 amino acids. The transcript has a single exon.
AUGGUGAAGGACUGCCCACAGCCGAGGAUAACUUGUAGCAACUGUGGGAAGUUGGGGCACAUUGCCAAUGAGUGCUGGGCCGCCAAGAGGGGAGGCAGUACAAGUGCAGCUAAGAGGCCGAAAUCAAGAGGAAGUACAGGGCCAAGUACGGGGCAGAAGUCGAGCAUUCCUGGUAGAGUCUUUGCUAUGAGUGGGGCACAGGCUUCACAGUCAGAGGAGCUGAUCCGAGGUAAAUGCAUUAUUAAGGGUCGAUUACUUGAUGUGCUGUUUGAUUCGGGUGCUAUGCACUCCUUUAUAUCUGUGGACUGUGUGAAGAGUCUGAAUCUGUAUGUGACAAAAUUGCCGUGCAAUGUUGUGGUGACUACCCGUACAGGUAAGCUGGUUGUGACGUUAUGUGUGUGUUUGGGGUGUGCAAUGAUGGUACACGGUAGGGAGUUUGAGGUGGACUUAAUUUGUUUACCUCUUUCUCAACUGGAUGUAAUUGUGGGAAUGAAUUGGCUUGCUGCCAAUCAUGUGUUGCUGGACUGUAGGGCAAAGACCUUGAUCUUCGAUGCGACAAUGAUAGAGGUUCCAAGACUUAUGAGCCACAGUGCAUGGGAGAGCAUGGUGAACGCCAAGACCUUUAUGGUAAUGUUUUCGAUGGAGGCCGAAAGCGCGGUGGAGGCAGAAUAUAUUCCGGUGGUGAGGGAUUUCUUGGAGGUUUUCCCCGAGGAUAUUUCUGAGCUACCGCCUGAGAGGGAGAUAGAGUUUGUUAUUGAUCUUAUUCUUGGAGCAAGUCCGAUUUCCGUGGCACCUUACCGGAUGUCACUAGUGGAGUUGGCAAAAGUCAAGAAGCAAGUAGAAGAUUUGUUAUAG